Molecule: messenger RNA, 4779 nt
Organism: Symbiodinium natans
Lineage: Eukaryota; Dinophyceae; Suessiales; Symbiodiniaceae
Source: the annotation of a GenBank genome assembly
AUGCCUCGAGAGUGCCGCGAGGUCGAUCGCGAGCUGAAGGCGAACUAUGGAACUCUGUUUGUGCGUAGACAGGUUCGUGAGAUUUAUUGCAAGACGGAGCAAGACUUUGCGUCUGGCAAUGAGUGGGAUGAGUAUUUGCUCUUGCGAGAGGACAUCAUCUACAAGCUCGUGAAUGGAUCCAAAGAAGAGGUACAUGACACCUGGCGCCAAAUUGAGCGCUACAAGGCGCAAAAUGCCGAAAGCAUUCGGCAGACGCAGCGCAUGCGCCCGAAGAAGGUGCUGGAAAAGGUGGCGGCUGUCAUCAAGUCCGAAGGCAACUUUGCCAGCCGGGUGAACGCAGACUGGCUGGACCGCAUGGUGCUGGCCCCCAAUCACCCUUUCCAGGCAGCUCGUGACAUCACAUGGGAGGAGCACUAUGUUCGCGGGGAUUUGGGUGGGCCGGCAGAGGUUCUGAGGCCUGGCCACAGCUGUGGCCCCUGCAUCGCCUCUCACACCUCAGCCACUGAUGGCGGGAUGCUGCUCGGCAGUGCAGUGGUGGUGGCCAGCUGUCAGGCGAAAAAAAGGCGAACCUCGGAUUGCACAGACGGCUUCAUGCCCAGGACUGUUGUGGACUUUGCAGUGUUUCCAUGCGUUGCCCGUAGGUACUGGAAGUACACCAUGUGGUGCCAAAAUGAGUCACAGGCCACGCAGUUUCAAAUGACUGCGAAUGAGCAGAAGAAGGAGAUGCUCACUGCUGACAUCGCAAAAGCCGCUGCUGCGAUCACUUCAGCAGCUCUGCACCUCGCGGACAUCGCGCAGUACGAGUCCACGGACGAAGCUGACUUAAAGGCAGCAACUUUGCUCAGGGAGAAGGAGGCCGCAGAUUUCAAGGCCCUGGAGUUGGAGCUUGUGGAAGGCAUCCGAACCACCCAGGCGGCACAAACAAAGCUGGAGCAGGACAUCGUCACAGCAGGUGGCAAUGUUGCCAAGAAGGGAGCUUUCCUGCAGACACCACCGCGGCCCAGUAAGGCAAUGGAGGCUUUCAGUGACGUUAUGGUGGAGCUCACGAAUGCAGCUGCCUUGUCAGCAGUUGAGGACAUGAAGCAGUACCCCUCCCUGCUCGAGCAGGCCGAGGCUAAACAAGUAGCCCUGGCUCAGCGCAGGGUCGACUCUCAGCUUGAGCUGGGCACAGAGCCGAAGAAGGUUGUCGCGAAUCAUGCCAGCCACCUCGGGGCAAACGAUCCGCAGGGUGAUGAGUCGACGACUUUUACCCCAAGGAUGCUUGCAACAAAAAAACGACCGUCGAUAAAGUCCGCUGGUCAGGGCAAGAAAGAAGUCCAUGAGGUUCAUGAAAACACUGCCGAGCAUCUUGAAUGGCUGAACAUGUCUUUGAAGCAUCUGUGGCCAGAGCUGAGUGAGGCUGCAUCCGCGGUUGCGUACAGCAAGAUUCUGCCAAUCCUGCGGCAGAAGCUUCUAGCAAAGGGCAAAGGGAAAAUCACCGAUGUGAAUUUCUCUAGCUUCUCACUGGGCUCUGUGCCGGUGAUCUUGGGACCAGUGCAGGUUUCGAGAAUGCCCAGAGGUUCUGUCCGUAUCCGAAUGAGAUUAGACUAUGCCUCUGACAUGAAGGUGGAAGUCAGUUUAGACAGCACGCUCGGUAAGUGGACGUUUGGCAUGAAAGACUUCAGGAUACUUGGCCAGCUUGUCCUUCGUAUUCGCCCUCACAUACCCGAUGCUCCCGGGACUGGUGGCGUGUCAAUCUUCUUCGUAGAUCCGCCAAAGGUGGACUUCAAGUUCUCGGGAGACAUGCAGAUUGGCAACUUUCCCUUUAUCAAGGAAAUUAUGCGCCAGCUCGUGGACGCAUUGGUCGCUGAUAUGUUUGUGCUGCCCAAUGUGGCAACGCAGCAUAUGAGCUUGCAUGACAUGAAGAUGUAUCCUCUCGUCAUUGCCAGUCCCGUGCCGGUUGGGAUCCUGCGUGUGACUUUGAAAGAAGCAACCUUGGACGAGAAAGCGAUCACGCUGCCGGAGGAUCAGCAGCAGAAGAGGAAGAAGAAAGCCGGAGGCGUGUUUUCUCGACUUCUGGGUCUCGGUGGCAAGGCCUUUCAAGCCGUCUCCAAUGGCUGGGAGAAUGCCGAGGAGUGGGUGGAGAGGCAAGUUGGCCAAGCUAUGGGCAUUGAGACGGCGCCAUACAUGAGGUGGAAAAUUGGGAACCAAGUUUGGCUUCCCGAUUUUCGAGUCACCGGAGAAGAGACGGAUACCUUCAAUUUCGUGAUCUAUGAUCCCGAACAGCACUUGAACGUCACCCUUUGGGAUCGUGACCUGUUGAGCCAAGAUGAUCUCAUGGGUGAGGCGCACCCUGUGGCUGCUGUCAAGGCGGUGCAUCUAUCGGAGGAUUAUGUGCCUCUCAUAUGCCCAGGGGCCGAAGAAGAGACUCGGCAAGCUGGGACCUUCAAGGCGAAGAUCGAGCUGCUGAUCACCUCGCCUGGUCAACGAAGCCGCGAUGGCUUUGUUUGUGUGGUCCGCGUGCGAGAGCUGUUGCAGGACGGUUCUCGGAUGAAGGGUCGUCGCAUCGCGUUGCGGGCAAAGCUCAAAGACGAUUCUAGCAUCACAAAGGCUGGUGCACCGAUGCUCGACAUCACUGAGACGUUGCCUGCAAAGGCCAUGCUGCAGAAAAUCAAGGACAACAUGACGGAUGCAGGCGUGGAAGCAGAUAAGAUCGAGCAGGUUUUAGAUCUGACGUCUUUGCGGGCCUGUCGAUUUGCGAUCAACAGGUCCUUGCAUUUUGUCGUCACGAACGACGACACCGAGAAAGAGGACCUCAUCCUUGAAUUAGUGGACAUGGACAAGCUGGACGAGCUCAAAAAGGAGGCUGCAAAGAAGAAAGGUGUUUUCGGAGGAAGCACGUCUCCUUCUCCUGCAUCCAACGUGGCUGCUUCUGAUGAGGGAGAGGAGGUUCUGGCGUCUUUGACAGUUCCGCUGUCUGAAGUCCUUGCUGCCGAAGGUCUUGCACUUCAAGGCCCUUUCAGAUUUGAGACUGAAAAGUUGGGAACCAUUGAAGCAAAAAUGUUCGUGGGUUUGAGUGGGCUGGAGCCGACCACGACGGACAUCAUAGAAGAAAUGACUGUGGACGACGCGAUGGCAGACAUGGAGCUCGAUGCGCAGCACGCCAGAGCAAAGGAUGCUGUUGAGAGGACACUGUUCCGAUCUUCCGCGGAUGGCAGCGAUUCUCAGAUCUUUGAGGGGCAAGGGCCUUCCGAUGAAACAUUCUGGAGCAUAAGGCUGCAAGAGAAUUUGCAGCUGCUUCGUGAUGUGGAGGCAAAAAGUCAAUCUUCUCUCGAUGCCGCGCGGGCAAAGGAGAAGCGCCACUCAGGGGACUUCCUGAAGCUCAAAAAUGCUCUCGAGGGCAAGAUCCGCGCAGUCAAGCAGGAUCUGGAGAAGACAAAAAAGGAGCUGGCCGACGCAAAGGCUGCUAAGGCCAAAGCCGAGGGUGAGCUGGCAGUGGCCGAACAGGACAUCAAAACCGGCAAGGAGUACCUGGUGCAGGUGGAGCGUGGCUGCAUGGAGAAGGCCGCACAGUUUCAGCAGCAGAAGAAGAACCGACAGGACGAGAUCAAGGCAGUCCAAGCCGCUCUCAAAGCUCUUCGAGGCAUCAUGGACACGUCUGCUGCAAAGCAGGGCCUCUUCAGCUUCUUGCAGCUUGCUUCCAGCUCCAGCCGUUCAAAGGCUUCGGGCCAGACGGUGGCAACUUUGGCAAUGAAGAGGGUGCAGCAGUUGGCAGCCAGCCUUAAGUCAAACGCCCUCGGCAAGCUGGCCUCCAAAAUGCGAGUGGUUUCACGCUACGGUGGUGGGGGCGACGUCUUCGGCAAGAUGCGGAAGCUCAUCCAGGAAGUUUUCGGCCAGUGUAAAGACAGCGUGAACAACUUCCGCAUGUUCAGCCCUUCCGUGACUUCUGCGAGUUCAAUAUGCCUUGGCGGCUCUGACUGCGGCUGUUGCACCGGAUGGCGACAUCGGCAACUCACCGGCAGCAGCAAACACGAUAUUCCCUGGACUGGCAUCUUGCAGACUCGCCCUGCCAAGCUGUGCCACUCGUUGGCAUUCGUCGCUACUGUGUAUCGGUUGCGCCGCCUUGCCAGAAUGGCCCGGCCACGGCUCACUUAUUUGGAUGCCAAGAUGCUGGCUGAGCCAAUCAGACUUGCUUUGUUUGUCGGUCAGGUGGAUUUCGAAGACAGGCGAGUGACACACCAGGAGGUGCAAGAGCUGAACCUGCAGGGGCAGCUUCCGUUCGGCCAAGUCCCUGUGCUGGAAUUGGAUGGGCAGGUUUUCGCCCAGACAGGAGCCCUGCUCCGGUGGGCUGGGAGACAGGCGAAGCUUUACCCAGAGGAGCCCUUGCUCCAGCUGCGUUGCGAUGCCGUUGAGGAAGCCUUGGCCGAUAUGAAGAAGGUACUGGGUCCCGCAUGGUACAAUUCUGUUCUGGGCCGGAAUCCGGUGACAAAGGAGCAAUUGGUCAUGCUUCCAGAGUCGAUGCGAGAAGAGGUGAUGCACGCCUUGAACAACACAGUGCUGCCGGCCCGUUUCCAGCAGCUUGAGAAGUUCCUCACCACUUCAGAGGGUCCUUACUUCUGCGGCGACAGGAUGACUAUCUGUGACCUGAGCGUGUAUGUUUAUGCGUCGGGACUCCUCGACGGAACUUACGUGACGGGCAUUGAUCCCAGCGUCAUGGACAACUGCCCAGGCUUGAAAGCUCUGGUUGAACGAGUGGGCAAUCACCCCCGUGUCAGAGAAUGGAAUGAGAGUCAUCCGUGA